Molecule: messenger RNA, 636 nt
Organism: Bactrocera tryoni
Lineage: Eukaryota; Metazoa; Arthropoda; Insecta; Diptera; Tephritidae
Product: UPF0545 protein C22orf39 homolog
Exons: 2
Coding region: 79-552 (157 amino acids)
Source: RefSeq, a predicted model, not a curated record
CUGAUUUUACUUUUCUUAAACAUACUCAACCUUUUCAUCUGCUGUUCAUAAGUAUUUUUUUUAAAUAUCGUUAAAAAUAUGUCAAAAGGCGUUGACGACCCACCAGAAAAUACUUCUGAAACCCUCGUCUCAAUUGUGAAAUACUCUUGGUCUAUCCGACCAUGUUCUGUGUAUAAAGACGAAUACGACGAUUGCACAAGUAUAAAAGCACGUUUCCAUCAGUAUUUUAUUUAUGGCGAAAGUGUUGAUUGUUCCCAGUGGAAGAAAGAUUACGAUAAUUGUGAGCGUUACGUAAAUUCCAAUGGAAACGAUGUGUCAGCUGGAGAAGCAGUAGUUCGUAGUGAAGCGGAGCGUCGACAAAAACGCAUGGAGGCGUAUUUCGGUAACAGUACAUGGAAAAAACGAGAUAAUCCUCCGGAAGACUGGUCAAAGCCUUUACCAGAGUGGUUGGCUAAGAAAAACGAGAAUACGUUUUUAGAGUUGAAACAAAUGGAAUUGGAUGGACGCAAACCAGUUGAAGAGAUAAAUAAAUCCUACUGUGCCAUAAUGUAGUCAGCAAAACUCAAAUGUUAACAGAGUUUAUUUUGAAAAUAUAUAUACAAAACGAUUAGCUAUAUAAAGCUUAUUUAGAGAUCA